Messenger RNA from Penicillium arizonense, 1683 nucleotides. Its product is annotated as pyridoxal phosphate-dependent decarboxylase family protein. Gene Ontology annotation, molecular function: pyridoxal phosphate binding; carboxy-lyase activity. NCBI's taxonomy places the organism in Eukaryota, Fungi, Ascomycota, Eurotiomycetes, Eurotiales, Aspergillaceae. Gene Ontology annotation, cellular component: cytoplasm. The record is from RefSeq and is a predicted model, not a curated record. Gene Ontology annotation, biological process: carboxylic acid metabolic process. The coding region runs from base 1 to 1683 and encodes 560 amino acids. The transcript has 2 exons.
AUGUCGGGCAUUGCGCCAUGCACCAACCGCGCUGAAGAAGUGCAAAAUCUUCUGAAAGCAGUGGAAGACCUUCUCAUCCCAUUCAUUCGAUCCGCAGACGAGAAUCCCCGCGUGUCCUCAAAAAAGAAUGGUGCCAAUGGACAUACCGGCCUGGCAGGAACAUCGCUGGUAGACUACAAGAAGCCCGAAGAGCUGCGGGACAUUCUCCAGCUCGAUAUCCCAGAAAAGGGCACAGGGCAGGAAGGUCUGAUCGAGACUCUCCAGAAGGUUCUGCAAUACUCGGUCAACACCUGGCACCAAGGAUUCUUGGACAAGCUCUAUGCGUCAACCAAUGCCCCCGGUGUCGCGGCAGAGCUCAUCCUCGCUACCUUGAACACCAAUGUACACGUCUACCAAGUUUCGCCUGCGCUCACUGUGAUUGAGAAGUUUACUGGCCAGCGGUUGGCGAACCUCUUUGGAUUGAACGGCCCGCGGGCAGGAGGUAUCUCAGUCCAGGGAGGGUCAGCAUCGAACACUACAUCUAUUGUCAUUGCGCGCAACAACCUCUACCCGAGCACGAAGUCGGACGGUAAUGGCGGUUACAAGUUCGUGCUCUUCACCAGCGCCCAUGGCCACUACAGUGUAGAAAAGGCAGCGCAGAUGCUCGGAUUUGGCAGCAGUGCUGUCUGGCCCGUUCCAAUUGACAAUGUAGGCCGGAUGAUUCCAGCCGAACUAGAAAAACUGGCCCAGAAGGCCCAAAGCGAAGGUCGGACACCAUUCUAUGUCAAUGCUACUGCGGGUACAACGGUCUUGGGCUCUUUCGAUCCUUUCAACGAGAUUGCUGCGAUCUGUCAGAAGUAUAACAUGUGGUUCCACAUCGACGGAUCCUGGGGUGGCUCAUUUGUCUUCUCCGAGCGACAAAAGCAUAAGCUGGCCGGCGCAGAGAAGGCGAACAGUAUCGCCAUCAACCCGCACAAGAUGCUCGGCGUGCCUGUGACAUGCUCGUUCCUGCUCGCAUCGGACAUGCGCCAAUUCCACAAGGCGAACACCCUUCCUGCUGGGUAUCUGUUCCAUAACGAAGACACUGAACCUACUGCAAACGGCGAUGGAGAGUCAGAAUUGGAAAUUGAAUCGCCGGAAGUGUGGGAUCUGGCAGACCUCACUCUUCAAUGUGGCCGCCGUGCAGAUUCCCUGAAGCUGUUCUUGGGCUGGACAUACUACGGUAGCGAGGGAUACGAGCAGCAGAUCGACACGGCAUGCGACAUCGCCGCACACUUGGCUAGCACCAUCGACCAACAUCCCGAUUUCACUCUUAUCAGCGAGAACCCCCCGCCUUGUCUGCAGGUGUGCUUCUACUACACACCGGGCAAAGAGUUCGUCUACCCGCGCGGCGUUGUCUCGAAUGAAGCACAGCGCGCGAAGAACAACAGUAAGGUCACUGAGCAGGUUACUCAUGCUAUUGUACCCAAGGGCUUCAUGGUGGACUUUGCGCCUCCCAGUGGCGAUGACGAUGCUGUUGGAAAUGGAAAGUUCUUCCGUUGCGUGGUGAAUGUCCAAACAACCACUGAGACUGUCGAUUCACUCGUCCACGCCAUUGAAGAAGUGGGCCCUGGCAUUGUUGAGGGAUUGAAGGCUGGUAACUCGGCCGUCCCUCAAAAGCGGCUUGGUGAACAUGGACAUGGGCCUGUGGUCCAUCGUUCCUGA